Lucilia sericata (common green bottle fly) is the source of this 310-nucleotide messenger RNA. RefSeq lists its product as uncharacterized. Lineage: Eukaryota; Metazoa; Arthropoda; Insecta; Diptera; Calliphoridae. The record is from RefSeq and is a predicted model, not a curated record. The transcript has a single exon. Bases 1 to 297 code for a protein of 98 amino acids.
AUGGAUUCUAAAUCGAAAACAACCAUUAGCUAUACUUUAUUCUUGUACCGUGAAGAAUUACGUCGAACUCAAUCACGUUUUACACGCUUGAAUCGUACGAAAAUUUCACUCACCGAUAAAUUAAUAUCGAAAAGUGUACGAAAUUUGGAAAAAUGUUCUAUAGAAGAUUUACACGCCAUCAAUCGGGAACUUUUAUUCAAAAAGAAAUUGAAAUAUCAAAUACAACGCAGCAAACAAUUGGAGAAAUUAGGUGUGAAAAAUGCUAAUCCCAAUGAAAUACCUUCUACGGAUCUGUAAGCAGUUAUAUAUA